Messenger RNA from Penaeus vannamei (Pacific white shrimp), 1969 nucleotides. RefSeq lists its product as uncharacterized. The record is from RefSeq and is a predicted model, not a curated record. NCBI's taxonomy places the organism in Eukaryota, Metazoa, Arthropoda, Malacostraca, Decapoda, Penaeidae.
CUUCGUUCACAUCCCUCGAGGCGUUCGUGGAGGGAAGGACGCUUACACGAACGCUCUCCGGAUUCACGGAUUUUGGUUGAGGGAGAGCUAAAGGGUGAAAAAUAUAGGUAUUUUAAGUAUAUACCAUUUUCAUUUUGUGAGAACGUGAAGAUCUUUUUACAAAGAUGUUAGUCAAAGGAUUUAGGCUUCUACUUAGGCCUAACAGCCGCGUGAUCUGUUCACCCAUCAUGGCUAAGCUUUCCACAAAACCGAACCCUGAAAAUGAGUCUUCAGAGGGGCGUGAGUUCAAGUGGCUGUGGCCGGCCUAUAGAGAGGUGGAGAUGUUCAAGGCGGGACACGACAUCGGAUGCAAGCACACAGGCGGGCGCUACAGGUACAACACCGUCAAACCCCUGGACCCUGGACACGUCGAACAGGCCCUGAGGCACUAUCAGAGGAAGAUCCAAAACUGCCGAUGCUUCUUCAAGGAACGUGAAGGCAAGAUGUGGGUCUGUGAGAACCCAAAUCCAGACAUUGACUUCGAGUACCUUGAGGGAGCCGAGAGCAAUGACGUCAUCAAACAGCUCACAGGUGAACCUUUCCUCGCUGACUGGACGCCCACCUGGAAGGCAAGACUCAUCCCCGUACCCGCCGAUGCCCCCUGCCACAUUCCCGAAAUAAAGGCAGCUUUCCCCUACCAGUAUGAUCUCGUCAUGAUGCCCCACCAUGCAUUAAUCGAUGGGUUCACUAUGUCUUUUAUCACUGGCAAACUUGUAGGACUGCUAAACGACGUUAUAGCCGGACGACCCAUCGACGACGAGCCCUUUGGGGUCUAUCUGAACAACGAGGAAAUUGUCAAGAUGGAUGAAGAGAUCGCGAAGGACCUCGAGAAGGAACCCGAGAAAAUUGAAGCGAUAAAGCAAGAGCUCCUGGCAUGCGACACCCCGCCCAUCCUCUGCAAAGCCUUCCCGCCCCCUGGAGGGAAGCCUUCAACUGACUUUGUCUACCGGAACAUCAACCAGAAAUCCCUGGCUUCCUUCACGGCGAAGUGCAAAGCCAAUGGCGUCACCUUCAACAGCGGACUGGAGGCUGUGAUCAAUACCGCUAUUAUUGAGAUGGUGCGGGAGGCGGGUGUGGAGUCUCACCACAUGAGCAUCAACCUGGCCACGGAUCUGAGACGCUACAUGAAGCGCCGCCCCCUCCCGAUCCUCGGCUUGCACGUGCGCCCAACUGUGCACAGGAUAGAGACGCCCUCCAACGUCCGGGACAACUUUUGGGACUACACGAAGAAGCUCCACCAAAGGCUCUCGGUUUUCCUGAAAUCUGGCGAAGCCAUUCAUCAGAACGUGGUGAGGGAGAUGACCCUACCGCAGCUCCCUCCAGUGGAACACCACGCAGCAGGACCCAAAGCCUUGCGUGACUACGGCGUCACUAACGUCGGAGACCUCACGGUCCUCAUCCCAGGCGUCGGGGAGCACCUCCAGCAGACGGACCUCGCCAUGUUUAGCUGCACACACUACUCUGGGUUCCCGAUGCUUCACCAGAUCUACACCUUCCGAGGACACUCGCCCUACACACUCAGCUACGACACCUCUUACUUGGCUGAAGACACUGCUGUCCAACUCAUGGACAGGAUUCUCGCACUUAUGGACGAGCUUGGGACAUCGCCAAACUGAUGGAAAAUAGGUUUGGGAAGGGUAAAAGGCCACUGCAGUGAAGCAUACGAGGUUAAAUUGUAUUACUUCAGUUCAAUUUUUUCAGACUGUUCAUUGGUAAUAUUAAGUAUUGUCUCUAUUUAACGUUCUGUGAAAUUACACGAACUUAUCUUUUUUUGACUUCGGUAUUAUAAAAUAUCGAUAGAGUUUUUGACUGAUCUUCUUUAGCUUCCUAGCACGGUUUUACGAAAUAAUAUAUCACUAUGUGCAUGACCUCGGUAUUACAUAAUAUCGGCAUUUUGUUGACUAUAUAUUUUGCUGACUUUCUGAAUACG